GAAGCGAUAUUCCGAUGGUAUAAAAAGGAAUGGAAAAUGAGCGAUGCCCUUUGGACGCCGGUCGUACUUCCCCUCACCCAUUCACACUUGCCAUUCCUUCCGCUCAGUCGUUGAACGACUCCUGAAUUCAUCUCUGUUCACAUCCUAUCACCAUCAUGUUCACCUUAUUAAAUGUCUUUUUCGCACUCGCACUUUUCGCCGGAUCUGUGUUUGCAGCCCCCAUCAAGAUACGGAGUGAAACCCAUACCAUCAACAUGGUGAAUAAUUGUGGAACUGGAACGCCUACGCUGGUACAGAAUGGCGCCGUUUUGAACAGUGGAAAUUCCUAUACUGCUACGGGACCGUUCUCGGCUGGAAUUGCAUAUCUUCAAACCGAAUGUGGGCUCAACGGAGACGAGUGUACCACUGUUGAGAUGACUUUAGUCAACCCGACAGCUCCCGGGGCAGGUUCCAGCACGGACAUAACACUCAUCGCACCGCAUGCCUUCAACAAGGGUGUGGGCUUCAGGUACUUCAAUGGUUGCGACGGGCAAGGUCAAACUUGUGCAACGGCGGACUGCACUGAUGCUUUCCGAACCCCAACCGACUACUUUGCACAGACCCAAUGCGAAGAAAAUAAUGUCGGCCUCACGAUCACUUACUGUUAAGUGCGAACUGCUUCAAACGGAUGUUUAUCUCUCCUCCUUUCGGGUAUACUGUUUGGGUCUUGGCAUAUACCUACAACGAUGUGAGUGCUUCC
Messenger RNA from Lentinula edodes (shiitake mushroom), 739 nucleotides. RefSeq names its product glycopeptide. Bases 156 to 647 code for a protein of 163 amino acids. The record is from RefSeq and is a predicted model, not a curated record. Lineage: Eukaryota; Fungi; Basidiomycota; Agaricomycetes; Agaricales; Omphalotaceae. The transcript has 9 exons.